AUGUAUAUAUUGCGCCUCUUGCGCCGGCCGCCCGCGGGCAUGGCGACUGCAGGCAGCGCGGCGAGCCACAGGGACCCCGGGCGACCCUGCCCUUUCUCCAUCGAGCACAUCCUCUCUAGUCUGCCCGAGCGCAGGCCCGUGGCGCGGCCACCGCAGCCCGUCGGUGGUCGGAACCCCGCCGAGCCAGACGAACCCGAGGCCCCGGCCCCCGCUGCUCCCUGCGCCUGCUGCUGCUGCUGCAACCCGCGCGCCGCGCCCCGCGGAACCCCGGAGACCGCGUCCGGGCCGGGCUUGAGGCUAGGGUGGCCACUGAGGCUGGCGCCCGAGUCGCCCUCCCCCUUGACGGCGCCGAGCACAGGAUCUCCGGCGCUGACUGGCACAAGCGGCCCCGGCCCGCAGCGGCGCACGCGGCGCCACCGUACCAUCUUCAGUGAGGAGCAGCUGCAGGCGCUCGAGGCACUCUUCGUACAGAACCAGUAUCCCGACGUAGGCACGCGCGAACGCUUGGCAGUCCGCAUCCGCCUGCGGGAGGAGCGCGUGGAGGUCUGGUUCAAGAACCGCAGGGCCAAGUGGCGACACCAAAAGCGUGUUUCUUCAUCGAGGCUCGCGCCUGGGUCUAGGAAGCCCCACAAGGAGAGUUGUUGAUGGUGUCCGGAGUUUCUUCUGGCUUUGGCGGUGAAGUGGAGCACAAGGAAGUAGGAGGGGGACAGACCCACUUGAACAGGAACUAAAGCUGUCAGUACUGAGAGACGGGGAAUCCAAAGCCUUCUCACCCAUGAAGGGAGGGGAUGCGGGGCAGGAACCAGAGACCCCCUGCAGGUAAAGGGCAGACACAGAGCAGGUUAACUUCCUCGGCCACCUAGAGAAGCCACACAGGAUAAAGAGCCUCCCUCCCCACCUCAUGGCAGUCUUCAAGACUGGCCUCCUCUCUGUCCUUCCACCUUCUUAUGCAAGGCAGUGCUGUCUGCUCAGUUCUGGGCUUACUCUGUCCUCAAAGGCCCUGCACUGGGCCCUGGUGUCAGGACCUGUGGAAGAAGGUUAUAGUUGGUAAUUUCCAGAUCCCUGCAUCUGAGCCUUCCUCUCAGCCUUGAGCUGAUGCCAAGACAUAAACGAGAUUACAAAGACCA
Molecule: messenger RNA, 1127 nt
Organism: Rattus norvegicus (Norway rat)
Lineage: Eukaryota; Metazoa; Chordata; Mammalia; Rodentia; Muridae
Gene: Gsc2
Product: goosecoid homeobox 2
Exons: 3
Coding region: 1-645 (214 amino acids)
Cellular component (GO): nucleus
Molecular function (GO): DNA binding
Source: RefSeq, marked provisional